Lottia gigantea (owl limpet) is the source of this 798-nucleotide messenger RNA. RefSeq lists its product as hypothetical. Lineage: Eukaryota; Metazoa; Mollusca; Gastropoda; Lottiidae. Gene Ontology annotation, molecular function: DNA-(apurinic or apyrimidinic site) endonuclease activity; phosphoric diester hydrolase activity; double-stranded DNA 3'-5' DNA exonuclease activity. The transcript has a single exon. Gene Ontology annotation, biological process: base-excision repair. The record is from RefSeq and is a predicted model, not a curated record. The annotation marks the transcript as partial. Gene Ontology annotation, cellular component: nucleus.
AACCUCAACAUGAAACUUGUGUCACUAAACACAAACGGUUUGAAAAACCCCGAGAAAAUUACGCAUCUGUGCUCCCUAUUCAUUCUUUUAAAUUUUGAUAUUGUGCUGUUGCAGGAAACCUUCUGGGAUACAGAGACAGUGAAAGUGUGUAAAACCGAGUGGAAGGGCGAUAUUGUUUAUAGCAAUUCUUCCGACGGUAGAAAAGGUGUAGCUAUUCUGAUAAGUCCGAAAUUUAGCAAAUUAAUUAACAGCGAAAGCACUGACGGGGAAGGUAGAAUUGCUAAAAUCAAUAUCACUCUUCAAGACAAAAUUAUAGAUAUUUUUUCAAUAUAUGCCCCCAACAAUUAUAAAGACAGAAUUUUAUUUUUCAAAUUUCUUUCAGAUGAUUUUGUAGAUAUUUCCAACCAAUGUAUUGUUGGUGGCGAUUUUAAUGAAGUUUUAGAUAAAAAUUUAGAUAGAGGUAAAAAUAUGCACACGGUCACAGUAAGCUCUAACUAUUUUAAUAAAUUUAUUGCCGAUAACAACUUGAUUGAUUCCUACAGGUACAUUAAUCCGAAUAAGAGACAGUUCACUAGAACACAAAUUCGCGAUGGCUCUCCUAAGCUCAGCAGAUUAGAUUACAUUUUAAUUAGCACUUCUUUAAGCAACAACUGCAAAUACUCUUAUAUCCAGCCAACUUCAUCCUUUGUAUCUGAUCAUAACUUCAUGAUAUGCAUUUUGUCUUUCAAUUCAUACGAGAGAGGUCCUGGACUCUGGAUAUUCAAUAAUCAGCUAUUAAAGAAUAUUGACUAUGUACAU